Molecule: messenger RNA, 2133 nt
Organism: Ornithorhynchus anatinus (platypus)
Lineage: Eukaryota; Metazoa; Chordata; Mammalia; Monotremata; Ornithorhynchidae
Gene: IRX4
Product: iroquois homeobox 4
Exons: 6
Coding region: 487-2046 (519 amino acids)
Biological process (GO): neuron differentiation; cell development; regulation of transcription by RNA polymerase II
Cellular component (GO): nucleus
Molecular function (GO): DNA-binding transcription factor activity, RNA polymerase II-specific; RNA polymerase II cis-regulatory region sequence-specific DNA binding
Source: RefSeq, a predicted model, not a curated record
UCCUCCUCCUCCUCUCCCACUCCCCACCGCAGCCCUUAAAGCCCCCGGGAAGACGGCCGGGAAAGCCGGCUCUGCGGAGGAAAAGUUGGGAAGUUGGGCGAGGAGGGCAGCGCUGGGGAGUGUUUCGCGGGGAGGGGGAGAGGGCCCGGCGCCUUCCAACGGUGCCGGGCACCUAGGGAGGGCUCGACGCGUCCAGCACUGGCCGCUGGGAGGGAGGGGAAGGGUCGGGAUUGGGAAAGUGGGGAGGGGGGAGCCGAAGCCGGUCCCGGCUGGUCCUGGCCGCUGACGAUGCGGCUGGGAGCUGAGCACGCCUGGAGCCUUCCCCAUGGAGGUCCCCCACCUGCAACGGCGGGGUUGCAGCCUGGAGAGAUCACAGCAUCCAGGUAACCGUGGUUACCGAUCAAUCGGUACCAUAGAGGAAACCGGGAGAAUCCCCCGACUGGACGGAGGAAUCCUCGCUUCUCGACCCUAGGAAACUCCUGUACCAUGUCCUACCCUCAGUUCGGAUACCCUUAUUCCUCGGCACCCCAGUUCCUGAUGACCACCAAUUCCCUGACCACCUGCUGCGAGUCCGGCGGGCGGCCGCUGGCGGAGCCCGGGGCGGCGGCGGCGGCGGCGGCUCAGCCCCCCGUGUACUGUCCGGUGUACGAGAGCAGGCUGCUGGCCACCGCCAGGCACGAGCUCAAUUCGGCCGCCGCCCUGGGGGUCUACGGAAACCCCUACACCGGCCCCCAGGGCUACGGCAACUACGUCACCUACGGCACCGAGGCCUCCGCCUUUUACUCCUUGAAUAGUUUCGACUCGAAGGACGGGGCUGCAUCGGCGCCCGCGGGAAUUACGCAGGCGGCGGCGGCGGCGGCGGCGGCGGCCUAUUACCCUUACGAUCCCACGCUCAGCCAGUAUCAGUAUGACAGGUACGGCACGAUGGACGGGGGCACCCGCAGGAAGAACGCCACCCGGGAGACCACCAGCACCCUCAAGGCCUGGCUGCAGGAGCACCGCAAGAACCCCUACCCCACCAAGGGCGAGAAGAUCAUGCUGGCCAUCAUCACCAAGAUGACCCUCACCCAGGUGUCCACCUGGUUCGCCAACGCCCGGCGCCGCCUGAAGAAGGAGAACAAGAUGACCUGGCCCCCGAGGAACAAAUGCUCCGACGACAAGCGACCCUAUGAGGAGGAGGAGGAGGAGGAGGAGGAGGAGGAGGAGGAGGAGGAGGAGGAAGAGGAAGAGGAGGACGCACAGGACGGCGCCCUCAAGAGCGACAAGGCUGACGACCCCGCGGGCAAGGACGAUCAGGAGCUGGACCUGAGCGACCUGGACGACCUCCACCCCAUCGAGGCCCACAGGCCCGGCGGCCUCCAGAAACGGCCCUGCCAGCCCCCGGGGGCAGACCCCGGCCCAAAGACCCCCGCCCCGGCCCAGAUGGGCGGGGGGGGAGAGGAAGGGGCCGGAGGAGACGGGGGCAGCCCCCUGGACCGGGACCGGCCCCGGGACCAGGCCCGCAGCUGCCUCAAAAAUGUGCUGCUGGAAGGCGGCGACGCCAAAAUGGCCUUCCACCCGCCGGGCGAGCCACGGAUCCUGGAGGCCAAGCCCCGCAUCUGGUCACUAGCCCACACGGCCACCUCCCUGAACCAGACUGAAUUCCCUUCGUGCAUGCUCAAGCGCCAGGGACCCUCUUCCUCUUCCUCCUCCUCCUGCUCCUCGUCCUCCUCCUCCUCUUCGUCCUCGUCGUCCUCUUCGACGCCGGGCGGCGCCUUGGACAGACAGCAGGACUCCCCGGUCACCAGCCUGAGAAACUGGGUGGACGGGGUGUUUCACGACCCCCUCUUCCGACACAGCACUUUGAACCAGGCCCUGGGCGGCCCGGCCGUUUCCUGGCCCGGCAGCAAGGAGGCCAUCCUGGAGCCGGGGGGCUUGGCCCGCUCGCUGGGCCCCGGCUCGGCCCUGCUGAAAGGACAGCUGGCCUCCUUCCCCCCCGCCCACCACGACCCCAACAAGGAGUUCCUGGCCUUCCCCAAAGCCGGCAGCAAAAUGUUCUGCUCCUAACCGCGCCCCGGGCCUCUCUUUCUCUUUCUCCUACCCCUUCCUUCACCUCUUCUCCUUUCUCCCCCUUCUCCUCUUCCUCCCCAUCCU